This is a messenger RNA of Misgurnus anguillicaudatus (oriental weatherfish), 1842 nucleotides long. The record is from RefSeq and is a predicted model, not a curated record. NCBI's taxonomy places the organism in Eukaryota, Metazoa, Chordata, Actinopteri, Cypriniformes, Cobitidae.
AAACAUUACUUCUGUGCAUUUUGAGGCAAAACAAAGGGCACUGAUGUAUUUUAAGAUAUGCCACAAGUUGUUUUCUUUUUGGACAGCUCUUGCAUUUAUUUUAGUCUAGGACUAGUCUAAUCUCUGUCCGGGAAACUGCCCCAUUGUGUGUUUAUUCAUGUCACAGACACAGGCCCUCUGAAGUGGCUUGGAACGUGCAGCAUUAUUUGGUGUGGUGACAUGCUCUUUUCUUCUAGUUUAUUGGUGGUUGGCAAGCCAACUUUUGGUGCAUUACUGCCACCAACUGUACUGGACUGCGGCGUGACAAUGAAAUAUGCUAAAAAAUAAACAUAUAAAUAGCUAAUUCAAAUUCAUAAAUUGCUAUGUUAACCCUAUAUUUUUGUGAAAUUGCCUGUAUAGGGUUAGGUCAUAUUUACUGAAACAGGCUGUUUCUCAAUAUGCGUUCUUGUCUGUACUUGUCGACUUGUGUAAUGUCAUCAGUCGCAGCCCAAAAUACAUUUCCAAGUUCACAUCAAAUAGCCGGAUGUUUUCUUGAUCUGCCCAUUUUAAUGAGGAUCAGGAGGUGACUUGUGGAGACUUAUGACAGCCAAGUUUCGUGUCAAUGGUGUGUGUGUGUUUGCUGUUGUUGAAGCUAUGGGCCGCAUCUUUCUCGAUCACAUUGGCGGGACGCGGCUUUUUUCCUGCGCCAACUGUGACACCAUCCUGACCAACCGCUCUGAGCUUAUCUCUACACGCUUCACAGGUGCCACAGGCAGGGCAUUUCUCUUCAACAAGGUGGUGAAUCUGCAGUACAGUGAAGUGCAGGAUCGCGUGAUGCUGACCGGCAGACACAUGGUUCGUGAUGUGAGCUGUAAAAACUGCAACAGUAAGUUGGGUUGGAUCUAUGAGUUUGCCACCGAGGACAGUCAGCGCUAUAAAGAAGGUCGUGUGAUUCUCGAGAGGGCGCUGGUGAGGGAGAGCGAGGGUUUUGAGGAGCACGUGCCCUCCGACGCAUCCUGAUGGGAGUCCAUCUCCAAUAUCUGGGCUCAACUUUUCUUUUGUCACAUCUAGUGAGGCUUUGUAAAGAUGUUUUGUCUGUGGAUUCCUCCUCAGAAACACGACGUGAGCUACCGGUGUACACGUUAAGUUGUUUCUGGUUCGGCUGCUGGUUAGACGGCACAUCCGGGCUUUUACUCAAUUUCACAGUCAUGUGACUUGUAUUAAAACCAAUGAGCAAAUGCGUCCAGCAUUUCAGUCCAAAAGGAUUUGUUGUCCUUUCUAGCGUUUCUGACCUGGUGAACACGACCAGAUUACCAGCAUUUAAACUAUUCUUUAUUGAUAAUGUGAUCUGUGAAAUUGAAUAUGCAAAAUCUUAAGCACACACACGCCCAUGCUUUCAAUAAUUAAGACAGUGAGGUUGAAUCUGAUGUGUUAUAUAUAUAUCUGAUUUGCAGAUCAUUUGAUCACUUUGUUGAACAUCUCAGUUUUUCCAAGAAAAUCCAUUGUGGACACCAAGUAGUGUCUUAAAACAUUUGAUAGGACUGUUCAGUUCUAAUGUCUGUAAGUGUGUGGUGGGUGGCGAACUGUAAUUGUGAUUUCAAGACUUCAGUUCAGUGUGACAGUUUGAUGGGUCAAAACUUGAAUUUUGUAUUGAUUUAAAGGUAAGUCUUUGUUGCCUUCCCCUUUAGAUUCAGUGUGAAACGCUAUUUGUUUUGUUAUUGUCAUUUGGUUGAUAAUUCUGUUAAAGUACAAACUGCAUUUCUCCAGGUGUGCUGAGUUUUUUUGUUGAUUAAAGUACAAACUGCAAAAAUAUGUUAUGCUUUCAUCAGUUCUUCUUUCAUUAAAGAUUUCUGUCUUGUCUAA